AUGGGUCAGGAUGUGCUUGGUGAAAUAAAUUUUUUAACUCAUACGACUGAUGGAUGUCCUCCAUGGGUCGAUGUGAGUGCUACAUCGACUUGGGCAACAUCGAAUUUUGCAAAGUUACCGACGCGUCUGACCAUUCAUGAUUUGCGAGGCAAGGAAACAAGUGUAAAUAUUGACAUCAAUGCCAUUGAGGUGUGCAAAUACGAAGGUGAAAUCAAUGAUGAAUUUGACAACGACAGUGAAGCACAACAAAUUUACUAUGAUGAGCUUAUUUCUUUUCUCAAAAAUCGUCUUGGCGCUUCACGUGUGAUUAUAUUUAAUCAUCUCUUUCGUUCUCGCGGUCCACCACGUCCCGAUGAUCAGUGCGAUAUAAAUCACAAGAAUCCUGUCUUGUAUCCACAUGUUGAUCUUGAUCCACAUGGGGCUAGAUGGAAAAUGGAGCAGAUACUUGGCACAGAAGAAGCUAAAAAAGCAAUUCAGAAUCGUUUUCAAAUAAUAAACAUCUGGCGUCCAUUGGGUCCUAAUGUUAUAAGAAACAAACCAUUAGCUGUUUGCGACUAUUCGUCUCUUGAUAUACACAAUGAUGUCCAUCCGCUUGAAGUUCGAGGAUCUGUAAAUGCUCUCUCGGCUUAUACGAUAUCUCGAAAUAAACAAGACACACAAAGGUGGUUGUAUCUAAGCGAUAUGCGAUCUAACGAGAUGUUUCUUAUAAAAGUUUUUGAUAGUAAUCCAAAUGUUGCUCAAUUUUGCUUUCACACAGCUUUUGUCAAUGAACAUGUACCUGAUUCAAAUGUGGAACAGAAAAGUAUUGAAGCGCGCUGUCUUAUCUUAUAUGAUAAUUAA
Messenger RNA from Rotaria sp. Silwood1, 840 nucleotides. The record is from the annotation of a GenBank genome assembly. Lineage: Eukaryota; Metazoa; Rotifera; Eurotatoria; Philodinida; Philodinidae.